This is a messenger RNA of Pseudonaja textilis, 1992 nucleotides long. Its product is annotated as tetraspanin-15-like. The record is from RefSeq and is a predicted model, not a curated record. Gene Ontology annotation, cellular component: plasma membrane. NCBI's taxonomy places the organism in Eukaryota, Metazoa, Chordata, Lepidosauria, Squamata, Elapidae.
GCAGGUGCCCGGCCGGCCUUCCUGGCAGCGGCGGCGGCGGCGGCGGCCCUGCGGAGCGAUGGGCGGCUCGGGGCCGGCCUGGCGGGACUCGCUGCCCUACUACUACUGCGUCAAGUUCGCGCUCUCGGCGUCCUCCACCCUCUUCUCGAUGGUCGGCCUUGUCAUCUUCUGUGUGGGCAUUUAUGCCGAAGUGGAAAGGCAGAAGCACCGGACCCUGGAAGGGCUCUUCCUGGCCCCAGCCGUCAUUCUCAUCCUCCUGGGCCUCACGAUCUUUGCCGUUUCUUUUAUUGGCAUGGUGGGAUCCCUCCGAGACAACCAGAUGCUGCUGAAAACCUUCUUCUGGGUCCUUUCGGCCAUCUUCAUCACUGAGCUGCUGCUAUUGUUGGUUGAAAUCAUCUUCGAGAAGCAGAUGAAUGCAGUGUUCCAUUCCAGCAUUCAGGAUGGAAUAAGACACUAUUAUGACGACUUGGAUUUCAAAAAUAUUUUGGACUAUGUUCAGCAAAAGUUUUCCUGCUGUGGAGGCGAUGAAUUCAGUGACUGGCACGUGAAUCCAUACCACGCGUGCAAUGGCAGUGGCCCUCUGGCCUGUGGAGUGCCCUACACCUGCUGCGUCAGGAAGGCGCCAGGAGAAGUCAUCAACACCCUGUGUGGAUACCGGACACUCAACCAAGAGCGACUGGAGCUAGUGAACACGAUCCAUGUCCGCGGCUGCAUCCACGCAGUGAGCUUUUGGUUCAAAGACAAUUUUGAAUCCACUCUAGCCAUUGUUUGCUCUCUGCUCCUUCCUCAGGUCUUCGCCUUGGUGAUGUCCUGGCUGCAUUGGCAGAAGCUGAACGAGAUUCAUUCCCAGAUGGACGCUGUGGACUUCAAGCAGCUAGACUGGAGCGACUUCAAUUUUGCCGCGCUGGACCUCACAGGAGCCGGCUGGUGCUGGUGCUUGCCCCGAGAAGGUGGCUAUAUCCCCGUCUGCAACCGAGACGAAGAGAGCGAGGCCGAGGCUGCCACCACCAGCCGCCACAGCCCAGUGUGAAGCCUCCGGCCGCUUGUAGCACCCACUCCGAAGAGGCUGCCCAGUGCCAGCUGGCCAGCCAAAAGAGCCGAGGCUUGGGGCUCCUAAGCCAAGAGGUCUGUGGGUGACCUGUGGCCUUCUGAGACCGAUACACAACCACCCCGUCGUUGUCUUUGCAUUCGAGGUUGAGUUUAAAAUUCAAGUAGGUUUUUCCAGUUUGGGGACUCUGAACUUUUAAUGUUUUUUUAUUAUUAUUUUUUUAAAAAACUGAAAAUAUAGAAGCUUUUUUAUUUUAGAAUUUUUAGAUUUUAGAACUUUAGUAGAAAAAAGAAUCCUGGGUGUUUUUUACACCAGGUGGUUAAAAUAUUGCCCCUGAAUUUUCCUACACAUUACCUAGUAGAUGGUCCAAUGUUAGCACUCAUUUCAAAUCCAGUUAAUGCUUUUAUUUCCAUAAAAGUCUCCUGAUGACUUUAAAGCAGUUUUUUCAGGACAAAAACCCAACCAGUCAAGAAUCUUGUAGUGCUGACAAUCCCAGUGUUUUCCAUUUUACAGACUACGGUACUAAUACCACCAUCAAAAAAUUCUGAUGACUGAAAAGCAAGAAUUUGGCGCGAUAGGUAAUGAUAUAUAUGGAUCUCCAAAAUGAAAUAAAUCUUAUGUUCCCAUUUGAAAGACUGCAAAACAUUUACAGAUGUGGCAAUCCCACGUUUUUCGCCCCUUUGAAAAUUCACCUUUAUUCCGGCUCUAUCCCAGAGCGUUCACAUGCGAUAGAAGCCUUGGGCCACCAAAAUGGACCGUGAGUAGCGUAAUGUAACCAGUCGGACCCAGUGGAUCACAGUGAACGGGUGUUGGAGGACAAAGCGUAUCGUUACCUUCACUGAUCUUGAGCAGAAGGCCUGAAAAAGAGGCACGUUCUGCAUUGAUGGAAAUUUCACAGCAACACAGGGGGUUAAAUAAAUAGCGGCCUAUCCUAAUGGCCCGUG